AUGCUCUCUAUCAAAUUCGCUGCCAUCGCCGCACUGAUUGCCUUGGCCCAAGCAUCGCCACUGAGGCGCCACGACGACGGGCAAGGCCAUCAACAGGCGCAACAGGCGCUCGCAUCCGGCGACCAGUGCUUGCAGAACUGCUUCCUUACCGCAAUCGUCAGUGUUGGCGCUACAGCUGGCUGCAACAAUGGGAAUGACUACGCCUCUCAAGCCAUCUGCUACUGCCGUACACCAGGGCUGGGCGACGCCUACUCGCGCUGUUUGGAGAGAUGCCCCGCGGGCGACUUCGACCAGGGACAGCAGCUGCGCGAUAAGGUGUGUGCUGCCGCGAAUGGAGGCGGAAAUCAUGCGCACGAGAAAGAGGGGCACGACAAAGAGGGUCACCAGCAUGAGCAUGAGCAUGAGCACGGUCAUGAGCACAACCAGAAACCAGGUGUGCAAGUCGCCGGUAUUAUCGCCAGCUCUGUCCCGCAAGCUCAGGGAAAUCUGGGGCAGUAUGCGAGUGUCGCAAGUGCUGCUGGUGCUGCCAGUGCUAGUGCACCUACCCAAGCCACCCAAGCAACUCAACCUGAGACAGUAGCCGCUUCGACUACCUACACGUCCUCACAGACGGAUUCGUACUCGCACGCUUCCUCCUCAGCCUCCUCAACCUCGUCGCAAACGUUCCUCACGCCGACUAAAUCUUACUCUUCAACGGCCAGCCCUUCCAGUACGGUGAACGACCUCGAUGAUUUGGAUAGCGGCGCUGUUUCGAGUCAAGUGAGCUGGAGUAUCGCUAUUGCGUCUACCCUUGUGCUCUGCUUUGUGGUGUAG
Wallemia ichthyophaga EXF-994 is the source of this 813-nucleotide messenger RNA. RefSeq lists its product as uncharacterized. The transcript is spliced from 2 exons. The record is from RefSeq and is a predicted model, not a curated record. The coding region runs from base 1 to 813 and encodes 270 amino acids. Lineage: Eukaryota; Fungi; Basidiomycota; Wallemiomycetes; Wallemiales; Wallemiaceae.